Procambarus clarkii (red swamp crayfish) is the source of this 7869-nucleotide messenger RNA. NCBI's taxonomy places the organism in Eukaryota, Metazoa, Arthropoda, Malacostraca, Decapoda, Cambaridae. The record is from RefSeq and is a predicted model, not a curated record.
CCGAGGUGCGGGCAGGUUGUGUGCAGAGUCAGUGGCUGCGUCGUGGCCAGGACUGCUGUGGCUGCAAGUACUCCGCGCUCGCUCCGCCUCUCUUGCUCAAAUAUGUUAGUAUUGCCUCCACGACCAAAUAUCCCAAAGAAAUCAACUUAGUGACAUCGAGCCAUCAAAAUUUUAGUGCAUUCAAGCAGUCAGUCUCUCUAACACUUCCUAAUGCACCAAUUUUGAUACAAAAACAACAAGUCGAUGACACUUGAAAACAAUUUACUCAUUCCCGGGACAACUCACACCCACAGCAAGCCUUAUAUAUGUGUCUGGUGUGCUCACGUCAGGCUGAGAAACCCCAAAAAUAGGCGCCGUUUUGCGAGUGAUUUGUGAAUUAUAGAAAACGGUGUUUUGAGUGUUCGGGUGAGCAUCAUGGAGAAUAAUGAACGGACGAAGAACUGGACUCAAAUCAUCUCUAUAGUAUCAUUCCUCAUGGCCGCAGUCCACAAGAUAUCAGCACAGGGCGUGACGGACCCCAGGUGCCAGGCGCCAUAUGGCAACUUUCCGGACGCCAGCCGCUGCGACGGGUACAUUUCCUGUUGGGGUGGACGAGGCUUCUCCCAGCGGUGUGGCACUGGCCUCGUCUUCAACCCUGUCACCAAACUCUGCCAAGCUGGCACCAGUUGUCCAGGCGAGACCGUGGGUGCUCCGGACUCCGGUCAGAGUGUCCGGUUGAGCGGUGGAGGUGGACCCUGGGCCGGUUAUCUCCAGGUUCGAUACCAGGACAAGUGGGCCUAUGUUGAUGCUCGAGGCUGGACCCAUGAGCUAGGGCGUGUGGUAUGUGGUCAGCUGGGCUAUGUAGGGUACGAGUCUGGCAGUGGGGUGGUGGCAGGCGGGACCGAGAGCAGCAGCACCACCACCUCUCCGCCCGUGGUGCAGCUAGGGUGCCCUGGAGGCAUCUCCUCUCUCUCCAGGUGUAGGCCGAGUGCCUGUACCUCCUGCCGCGCUGAGACGCCGGUACUCUCCAUCAGAUGUACACGGGCUCCAACCCACCGGUGUCCCUCCCAGCCUGCAGGAGGGGGAGGAGCGCCAUGGGAGAGGUGGCGUGACAACUGCUUCAUGGUCCUCGACAACUACAGGGCCACUAAAGACUCGGCUAGUGCCAUGUGCCGCGAAAGAGGGGCUCAGCUCCUGACCAUCGACUCACAGGCGGAACAUGAGUACAUCUCGGAGCUGCUCGGUGCUACUGUGGACGACAAUGACUUCUACACCGACGGUGUGGGCGUGACUGUGGGCGGCCUGAGGGUGUGGGCGUGGGGCGCCUCUCAUCACGGUCUCCAGCACUCCAAGUGGUGGCCAGGAUGGAACGCCACCGGAAGGAGGACCUUCUCUACAGCUCCUACGGGCUCCUCUACGUCGUCAGCAUCCUCCGCAUCAUCCUGCUUGGUGCUGAAGAAGUCCUACCCUCUGACGGAAGGCUCCAGCAGCACCUACGACAGCGGGUUCUACUACUAUCACCCCACCGACUGCCUCCAAAAGCGGCCAUUCGUGUGUAAAGCCUCCGUCAAGGAUGUUGGCUGUUACGAGGGAGACGGAACGACCUAUUCCGGACGAGCCGAUCUCACCAUCUCUGGCCGGACAUGCCUGCUGUGGACCGACCCGAAGAUCAAUUCCCUGGACGAGGCCCGUUCCUCCUCCUCUAGAGCCCGCAACUUCAACCUGGCGCUCAUCGGCGCUCACAACUACUGUAGGAAUCCUGACGGAGCCCAGAGGCCCUGGUGCUUUGUGGAUGGUACCACGGCGGAAGCGUGCGACGUCCUUGCCUGCACUGAGGACCUCUCUGUGUCUCCUUCUCCCGGGGCACCGGUUCGAACUUCGACCCUGCUUCGACCUCUUCAAGCAACCUUCACCACAACCCCAAACCCCUUCAUCUUCACCACCACGCCCGCCACCACCACCACCACCACCGCUACCACCACCACCACUAAAGUCCGGUGCAGGGCGGAAGACCACACCUGCGAGAGCGGCGACACCUGUCUGGACCAGAAGCUGGUGUGUGACGGGGAGCGGCACUGUCCUCGCGGAGACGACGAACACCUGUGUAAACGGUUCUUGCAGGGCUUCGAAGUGCGGCGGAGAAAGACCCUACUGGAUCGUCAGGUCCUCAAGACGCUCACCAGGGCAGACGUCGGCGUCUGCGCCAAGCGUUGUCUUGAUGACACGCUCUGUCGGGGCUUCAUAUACGACCAGGUCUCCAAAGAGUGCUUCUUGAGCGCGAGCGACGUGGCCACCUCUGGGCUGGUGACUUCGGCUCAAGAGGAGUUCUACGAGCUGCGGGCGCGCCGGACCACGUGCGGCCUACGGUUUAUCUGCGGCAACGAACGAUGCGUCGGCAGGGAGAAGGUCUGCGACGGCUUGGAUAACUGCGGCGACAACACGGAUGAGUCGCAGUGCGGUCAGAGCCGCAAGCAUGAACUGCGGCUGGUGGGUGGCCAGGGGGGCCACCAGGGGAAUAUUCAGGUCAAGGUGGACGAUGAAUGGGGAUAUGUGUGUGACGACGGGUUCGGGUUCGAGGAGGCGGACCUGGUGUGUCGAAGCCUCGGGUACUCCUCGGCCCAGGCCUUCACUCGCAACAACCACUUUGGGAAGAGUGACUCCAAAUGGCGACGCAGCAGUCCCAAGUUCUGGUUAGAUAAGUUAGCGUGUACUGGAAGCGAGACCUCACUCCUGGACUGUCCUUCCAGCGGCCUUGGUGUACAUGACUGUGGUCCUACGGAGAUAGCUGGCGUGACCUGUCGGACAGUGACAUCACUCUGCAACGAGGAUCAGUUUCAGUGUGGUACUCCCAGACUCCACACCUGCGUCCACAGGACUCAAGUAUGUGACGAAACCAAGGACUGCUUUGAUGGCAGUGACGAGGCGCCGAGCCUGUGUGACGACGUGGGUGUGACGCGCCUGGCGUCCUCCAGCAGUAAGCUGGUUGGCGCCACGGCUGGCACCGUCUACAUCAAGCACUUCGGCCGCUGGGGCACCGUCUGCGACGACGCCUUCGACGAGAACCAUGCCAAGGUUGUGUGUAGAAGUCUUGGUUAUGAAGGAGGUUGGACUGUCGCAUAUCCCCGCGCAUUCUUUGGGCGAGGUACUUCUGACAUCCUGCUGGACGAGGCUGGCUGUAGGGGCAACGAGGACUGGCUUGGUCAAUGCUUAGGGGUCGUGUGGGGGGUCACUGAUUGUGACCACUCUGAGGAUGUGGGUGUCCUCUGCUCUGAUGAGAUCGAAGUGCGGUUAUCGAACGGUCCAACAGUGAACUCAGGGCGAGUUGAGGUCAAGCUCUCGGGCCAGUGGGGGACCAUUUGCGACGACGACUUUGACGACUAUGAGGCCAAGGUGAUAUGCCGUAUGCUGGGCUAUCACGGAGACGCGGUUGCUCACAAGGCGGCCAGGUACGGUCAAGGUACAGGGCCGGUUUGGCUAGACUCCAUGGAUUGUCUUGGCACCGAGACGGAUCUAAAGCAGUGCAAGAAGUCCCAGCCCGGAGCUUCUGACUGUGCCCAUGCUGAGGACGCCUCCGUCACCUGCUAUCCGAUCAAACGUGGCGCCGUCAACCUGGGGCUCCAGACGGCGCUGCCAGACGGGUGUGGUCGACGGUCCGACACUUCCUCGUCGUCCUUCCUGAUCGACAACUUCGCUAAGAUCAUCGGCGGAUCGACGCAGGAGCCCCUGGAACACCCAUGGCUGGUGUCUCUGCAGCUGCGGGAGGAGGGGAAGCUGAAGCACAACUGUGGGGGAGUGGUGAUCGCUGAGGACUACGUGUUGACGGCUGCACACUGCUUCAAGGUCCACGGUAGAAAUAGCUACGUCGUCCGUGUGGGAGACUAUUCUCUCAACACCAGGGAGGGCGCACAGGAGGACUUCCAGAUCGAGAAGCUGUGGAUGCACGACGACUUCGACAUGACAGUUGAAUUCAACAACGACAUCGCCGUCUUGAAAGUUGGGAGGAAAAACGGCAGGGGAAUCAGGUUCGGCAAGUCGGUACAGCCAGCCUGCCUACCCAGCGAGGAAGCCAGCUACAGCAGCCUGAGCGAGUGCAGUAUUACAGGCUGGGGCACCACUUCGGAGAGGGCACCACCAAUACCCCAGGACCUCCCUAGAUCCGGACGAGUGCAGAUUUACAACAUGUCCUCCUGCACCGGACAGAACAAAUACGGCCUCUUCGAGGUCACAUCCGGCAUGGUAUGCGCCGGUAACCUGGACGGCCGGAUAGACACCUGCACGGGGGACUCCGGCGGCCCUCUCACCUGUUACAUCAACGGGAGACACGUUCUGUACGGGAUCACCUCCUGGGGUAAGGGCUGCGGACGUCGCGGUCAACCCGGAAUGUACACGAAAAUCACCAAAUUUCUCAGAUGGAUCCACGAUAUUAUCGUAUGAUAAACUCGCUUAAAAUGCCUUUAAAGACCUCUUCUUCCCCCCUUCCCUAAGACUUAUUCAAGUCAGACUUUUAUUUGAGCUACAAGUGGCACCAGUUGUGGGUUUGUAUAGAAGUCAACCGCGCCCACCGGAGUGCCGUGUACCAGUUGUGUUGGCAGUCAGGCCGGUGUUGUCAACUGCAGGGGUGGACAGUUGUGGGGCAUCUGUACCACGGUGUACUCAGCUUCUCGGUGUACGUACACUGAGAAAUAAUUUAAGUUUUGGACUAUGUUCUUGGCUGAAGGAUACGUGCUGGUUGGUCUGUAAGGCUGUGUGGUGGCCUUAAUAACCCUCCAGAAGUUGAUCGGCUUUAAGCCCAACACCAAACCUUAGCAGUUGUGGAUGUGCAAUUAGAGUUGUAAAGUCAGUUGCAACACUAACAGCUGUCAGUAGUCAGAUAUGUGAGCUUCAGGUGUGGACAAAUAGUUAGAUAUAUAGUUAGUAAAUAUACACUGAGAGUCCUGGACUAUGUUCAAGACUAAAGUGUUUUUACUGAAUGGUCAAUAGGCUGUUGUGGUGGCCUUAAUGACUUAAUAGGACUUAAGCCCAAUACCAAGGACCUACAAGGAGAUAUAUAUACACAGACAGGCGUGACCUACAAGGAGAUAUAUAUACACAGACAGGCGUACCCGUCUUUCUGUGUAUACUGAGUUUACUUAAGGCCUGGAUUAAGUUCAGGAAAAAGUAUACUUAUCAGUUUGGCAUGCUAAAAGGUGACCUUAAAAAUUUUCAAAGUUUUUAGUGAAAAUCGCAUCACGUUUCGAAGCAUCUUGGUAUUAAAAAUAAUUUCUAUACAGAAAGUCAAUUUGGAAGGUCGCCAGCAAAACAAGAAAAUUAUACUGGACAAGGAUGCUUACUGCAACACAGAUUAAAACAAAAAAUUACACUAAUUACACAAUAAAAUGAACUCAAAACUCAGUUUACGUAAAUUGAUCAAGCAACAAAAGAUUUGACAAAUAUUUAGCAACAUCAGCAGAUACUAUGUAAUUCAAAUUAUAAUUAUGACCGAAAUUAAUCAGAAAAAUUAUAUUAGACACCAAAUAUGAUUAUUAGUAUCUCAAUUAAGCAAAAAUAAUUAUGAGUCGUUGCUUAAAAUGUCACCGAAACUCAAAACAAGGAAAACUAAACAAAAAGGAAUAGAUUAAACUCAUCAACGCAAAUAAGCAAACGAAAUAUCAAAUCGUUAAUAAAGUUUACAUAGUAUAUACAAUUGGACAGCUGAAACAUAAUUAUUUAAUUGAGGCCGCAGCUUGCUGGCAUAUAACGAUUCCAUUAUUCCUAAAUCAUACUGGCCAUUUAGGUUAGGUUAGGUAUCUACGAUUUUAGAUGUAUCUAAGAUUUAAAUGUCAGAUUUGCGCACAGAAUGGUUCUCCUCGUGACAAUGAUUCAUGAUCUCUGAUGCUGGCUUAGAUAAUGAUAAGCCAGUCCUAAGAGUCCCAGUCCCUUUGGACUCCAGUAUCCCAAUUUUAAAGUUGCUAACUCUAAUUUGGUUUCGGGAUUCAAUAAUAAGCCAUUUCGAUCUUUGUUAGAGCUAUCAUUUAGCCUAUUUUGUUCAAUAAUAAUUUAUGUAAACAAAUUGAUGGGGUAAUAAUGAAAUUUCCAUUAAGCCCCGGGGUUGUUAAUGCAUUCUUGUGCUUCCGUGAGAGAAAUUGGCUGGAUAGAUGUCCUCUGGAUUUUAAACCGAUUGUGAAUAAGAAAUAUAUAGAUGACACUGUUGUUCAAGAGUCAUUUUCAUGUCGGUAAAUUUAGAGAGCAGCUCAAUGUACAUCAUAAUAUUCGAUUUACUGCAGAGUGUGAAUGGGAUAAUUCAGAAAGCCUUGCUUAAUUUUAAAUUUAAUGGUGAACGAAAAUGGUUUUAAUAUUGAAGUAUACAGGAAAGCAUCAUUCACAGGUCUAUUUUUAAAAUAUAAUUAAUUUGUUCCUGAUUAAUCCGUUAAAUAGAGCUUUUGUGUUAUGAACUUCAUGGUCCUACUUUGAUCAAGAAAUUAAUUUUCUAGUGAAAUAAUUUUUUCAAAUAAUGGUUACCCAUGCCACAUGAUGUAUAAUCUUAUAAGGAAUUUCUUAUAUAAGACGCUUUGCCCUUCUUGUUAGAUUACUACGGUAAAAGGGGAUGUUAAGUACAUCAGGUUACCUUUCAUGGUUCCAUCAGUAACUCCAUGAGAAGUCAAAUAAAGAAUUUUUGACAUUAUUAUCCUGAAGUGGACUUAAAGUUUAUUUUCGUUAAUACGUAUAUGGUCUUAUUUUAAAUUUGAUGAUCGAGUGACUAUUCUUUUGUGCUCUAGUAUUGUAUACAUGUGUAAAUGUUGUAGCUGUUAUACGGGAUAUGGUAGAAAUUCCAUUCGGAAUAAUAAUAAUUUUAUUUACAAGAAGGUACAAUGGGUUGGUAAGAUUACAUGAGAUUGAUAUGUUUACAUUCUUGCAAAGCCACUAACUCGCAUAGCGUUUCGGGAGGAACUUUACAAUUAUGAUACUAGAGAACAGAGGACUCUGAGGACUGACGUACCAUUAUCUAAGCCAGCAUUUUCGCUUUUCAAGGUAAACUCAAAUAUUCACAAUAAAUUAGUAUGUCACAUAUGCACUUAUUCAUAAGCAAGUUAUUGACUAUAAGAGAGUGCGAGAACGGGUUGCAUUUUCAGAUAUUGGGAAUUAUUAUUAUAAGACAAUAAUUCAUUCUUUGCAAGAGUCGGAUUCCGAACUUUUGGAAACAUGCUUAUGGUUAGUCUGACUUGUGGAUAAUGGAAUCGUAUUUAUAAUAUUAGCUCUCAGAUAUAUAAACAGAGAGCUGCGGCCUCAGGUCACUAAUAAUGUUUCUGCUGUCCAGUUCUGUACAAUGUAAAUCUUUUUAAUAGUUUAGUUUUCGUUUUAAUUAAGCUUAUUGUAGACGUCAAUACCUAUACAAGUUUUUUUUAGUUUCCCUUGUUUUGAUUUUUUUAAUGCUCAUUUUGAGUUACUUUUAUUUUUACAAUUUUUUCUGCUUAAUUUAAAUAUCGAGUAUAAUAUUUGGUGUGUAUUAUUGUGUAAUAGUUGUGUUCUUUAUAAUUAAUGAAAUUAUAAUCUAAAUCUUUAAUUUCUUUAUUUUGUAUAAGCUUUUUAUUCAGUUUGAUUGUGAUUGCAAUUUGAAUUAGUAUUUGGUGUCGUUGUCGCAUAGUAAUAAUAUACAACCUUCGUCAAUAUACAUAAGUUAAGUUCAUUGUUUCAAUCUCUUAGUUGUAUAUAUUAUUUUAUUUUCUGUAGUGACAAUGUUCAGUUCAAGGUUCUUCUUUUGCGGUUUGGUUUUUAUUUGACAUUUCAGUAUUUUAGGUCUGAUGCUGAUGAAUGGAAAGGUGAAUUUUUUUAAUUUAAAUUAAAAGUUAAGGAUAUUGGAAUUAAACAAGUUGUUCAUGUCAAAAUACUUCUGCUUAUUUUGAGUACAUUAUA